AUGAUCUUCAGCAACGUUUUCCUCACUAGUGUUCUCGCUGCCACCGCCGCAGCUCUGCCUCACCGUGUCCGUGACACCAGCUCCAGCGGCAAUGUCCAAUUCGUGAACAACAUGGGCUCAGAUGUCUACUUCUGGACGACAUCCUCCGACUCCGGCAGCAUGCAAACUCUCUCCUCCGGCGGUGGCACCUACAGCGAAAAUUGGCAGACCAACUCCAACGGCGGCGGUAUCUCGAUCAAGCUGUCCACCACCCAGACCGAGGACAGCGUGCUUCAAUUCGAAUACACCGUUGACUCUGACACGCUCUACUGGGAUCUGUCAUCCAUCAACUUGGAUUCGUCCUCUGACUUCAUUAAGAGUGGCUUCUCUGUCAAGCCUAGCGAUUCGAGCUGCCAGUCUGCUACUUGUGAGCCUGGUGACACCAACUGCGCCGACUCCUAUCAGCACCCUGACGAUGUCAACACGCUGUCCUGCUCGGUUGAUGCGCAGUACAUCGUUACUUUGGGAUAA
Penicillium daleae is the source of this 510-nucleotide messenger RNA. RefSeq names its product putative antigenic thaumatin domain protein. The transcript has a single exon. The record is from RefSeq and is a predicted model, not a curated record. NCBI's taxonomy places the organism in Eukaryota, Fungi, Ascomycota, Eurotiomycetes, Eurotiales, Aspergillaceae. Bases 1 to 510 code for a protein of 169 amino acids.